Messenger RNA from Aspergillus steynii IBT 23096, 4070 nucleotides. Its product is annotated as glycoside hydrolase. The record is from RefSeq and is a predicted model, not a curated record. The transcript has a single exon. Gene Ontology annotation, biological process: carbohydrate metabolic process. Gene Ontology annotation, molecular function: chitin binding; hydrolase activity, hydrolyzing O-glycosyl compounds. Lineage: Eukaryota; Fungi; Ascomycota; Eurotiomycetes; Eurotiales; Aspergillaceae. Bases 1 to 3663 code for a protein of 1220 amino acids.
AUGUGGCUGAAAAGCCUCCUAUUCCUGGCUGGAGUUAUCUUCUCUGUUUCUGAACCUGCCUCCGCAUCUUUCCUUGAUUAUUGCCCAGCCCCAUGUGGUGGUUCCGACAAUCCUUCAUCUGCAUGGACUACCUACAGCGAAAUUGAUACCCUUGCCGCUUGCAAUGAGACCGUGCUUCUGGAUUUCGCGAUCUAUAAUCCUCUCGACCACUCUGAGUCAAGCACCCGGCUCUAUGCCUGUACCCCAGAGUCCAAGAGAACCGAAAAGCGCGGCCAAUCCAAGUCUCAAAGCUGCCCGACAACCAACACAACAGACGCCGUUAUGGAACUGGCUUGGUCUGGUUCCCGCAACGCGGAUAAGCUGCCUGCCGUGCUGGAUGCCCUAGAGCAAGUCCGAAAGCGAAUUUCCGGUAGCGGAAGCUGCGAUACGGAGAUAGUGUUUGGCUAUUCCCAGGAGACUGCAGUGGGUGUCUACAUUGGCAGCAAAGUCGAGCAUACACAGAUCGCGGAGUCGCAGGCCCAGAAGUUCAUCGAACACCUCGAACGCAACGGUGUCACUGACCAGACCAUGAUUCAGCAUUGCGGAGUCGAUGCGGACUACACUGUUGGAAUUGUUGCCGACACGACUGGGGACCUUGCUGCCGUGCAGAAAGUUGUGAGAGGUUGGGACAGCGCGCAAUGCGCCACUGGCUACCAGAACAAGGAUCAGUGGUCCCCAGUGCAGCUGAAAGUCUCCGGUACCAUGGUGAUGCAAAAGUCAAUUGGAGCUGUUCAUGUUGCUCGACACCUUCACCCACGGGCCACCUGCUCCCAUAUAAAAGUGGUAUCCGGGGACUCCUGCGGUUCGUUGGCUAAAAAGUGCGGCAUUAGCGGUGCCAAGUUUGAAGAAUACAACAAAAGCAAGAAGAAUCUGUGCGCGACCCUGGCUGUUGGCCAACCAGUCUGCUGUUCCAAAGGCACCCUACCUGAUCUGAGACCAAAACCGGGAAAGGAUGGCUCUUGUGCAGCCUAUACCACGAUAAAUAAAGACACCUGCUCAAAGAUUGCGGUCGAGAAUGGACUCACAAUCAGCAAUCUGGAAGCUUUCAACAAACAAACAUGGGGUUGGGCAGGCUGCAAGCAUCUGGAUAAAGGAGUGAGAAUGUGUCUGAGCAAAGGAUCUCCCCCAAUGCCUGACGAACUUUCAAAUGCAGUCUGUGGUCCUCAGGUUCCGGGCACUAAAAAGCCAGGUAAGGGUAAAAGCCUGGCAGAUCUCAACCCUUGCAAGCUCAAUGCUUGCUGCAACAUCUGGGGACAAUGUGGCGUUACGGCGGAUUUUUGUACCAAGUCGAAAUCCAGCACAGGGGCUCCCGGCACAGCAGCACCUGGAAAAUAUGGGUGCAUCUCAAAUUGCGGGACAGAGAUUGUCAACAAGAAAUCGCCUGAUAGCUGGAGAGUCGUUGCGUAUUUCGAAGCAUGGAACAAAAAUCGACCGUGCAUGACGAUGAGUGUUGAUCGCAUUGAUACCUCAUUAUACAACCAUAUCCAUUUUGCGUUCGCAGAUAUUACCCCGGACUAUCACGUCAAUGUCUCGGCAGUCCAGGAUCAGUUUGAUAUCUUUGUGGACAUGAAAGGGAUCAAGCGGAUUCUAUCUUUUGGUGGCUGGUCUUUCUCCACUGAAUUGGACACCUUCCCCAUCUUUCGCGAAGGCGUCACAGAUGCCAAUCGCCAGAAGUUUGCAAACAACGUCGCCAGCUUCAUCAAAAAACACAAUUUAGAUGGUGUCGACUUCGACUGGGAGUAUCCAGGCGCCCCGGAUAUUCCUGGUAUUCCCCCUGGUAGCAAGAACGACGCUGCCAAUUAUGUCAAGUUCCUCAAGAUGGUUCGCAAGGCUUUGCCCGAAGGGAAGACUGUUUCAAUUGCGGCUCCUGGAUCAUAUUGGUACCUCAAAGGCUUUGACCCCAUCGAGGACUUCGAACCCCUUCUCGAUUACAUGAUUUUCAUGACGUACGAUCUCCAUGGACAAUGGGAUUACGGAAACCAGUGGGCAACGCCUGGUUGCACCAAGGGAAACUGCCUGCGAAGUCACGUCAACCUAACGGAGACCCUCACCUCCAUGAGCAUGAUCACCAAAGCCGGCAUGCCCACGAAUAAAGUUGUCAUGGGAGUGACCCGUUACGGGCGCUCGUUCAAAAUGGCCAAGGCUGGCUGCACUGGCCCGAUGUGCACCUUUGUCGGUCCCGAGUCAGCCGCAGCAAAGGGCCGAUGCACCAAUACUGCUGGUUACAUCGCUAAUGCAGAAAUCGAAGAAAUCAUCAAGGAGAAUCCCACGGCGAAAACGUCGUUUGACAAAGACUCGGAAUCAAACAUUCUGGUAUACAAUCAGACAGAAUGGGUGGCUUACAUGGAUGACGACAUCUGGGGUUUGCGCGACCUGAGAUACGCUGCUCUCAAAUUUGGAGGAGUGAGUGACUGGGCAGUGGACUUGAAGUCCAUGUACACGGUACCUGAAGCCGGUCCCUUCCCAGCGUGCGACGGGAAGUAUGACACUCUCGAGGGCAUAUUGAAGGAUGUCGACAAAAUGCCGGUCUAUUGCGUGAACCCCUACGCCAUGACAGUCCUAAGUAAGGAGUUCAAGUCCUCGUUGAAGAAGUAUCAUGACCUCUUGGACGAUGGGUACGACGGCAAGUUUAAAACUUAUGCGAAAGCCACCAAAGAAUCGAUGUAUUACCAGAUCAACGAUUACAUGACCAGUCGAGCCGACGACCAUUGGACAUGCAAGAAGCAAAAAUAUGUCAAUUGCUGCAGCGACUGUGGCCCCGGGGGAUGUCGUGGUGGCUGCGAUGGCUCCUGCGGCAAAGGCGAGUCCGGCAAUCGAAACGAGACCGUGUCCUGCCCCGACAAGGUUCCUGAACUCUCAAUCGGCAACAAGGCCGACACGGUCUACUGGAUUCUGAAUGACAAAGAUGGUUUUGAAAAAGCAAUCGCGGAUAAAUAUGGCAUCGACCCGGGAUGGCUCGAGUUCGGCAACCGUCGAGUCACUCCGGGCGUGGGAUGCGGCGUUGGCGAAGACCUGAGUUGCGGAAAUUGGUGGAUCGGAUACCCCCAGAGAAAGAAAGACAUCACAAUUCCCAACCCCAAGGAAAUCAUCGGCUCGGCACUGACCAACCUCACGGAGUUCGACAAUAUGCUAUCAUCCGCCGCAACAGACGCCAUGGCGAUGCUCUACGUUGGCGAGACUAGCGACGUGACCACAGCCUCGGAACUCCCCGUGUUCAUGACCGAAUUCGCUGUGAAAUCGAUGAAAAAGGUCGCAGAUGCGGCGGACGAGAUCGAUCGUGACCAUCAAAAGGAGGCCAUCAUUGGCUUCCUCAUGGCCUUCCUGAUGCUGGUACCGGCUCUCGGCGAGGCUGCCGGGUCAUUCGGGCUCACGACAGUCGGUCGCGUUCUGGUAAUGACUGGAGCAGCUGGAGACGCAGCCUUAGGUAUGUACGGGGUUGUGGAGGAUCCCAAGAGUGCCGUGAUUUCUCUUUUCAUCGCCCUGCUGGGUGUGAAGGGGGAGGCUGGCUUCGAGAAAGCCGCAGGAAUCCGGCGUGAAAUGUCUUCCAAAGAAAGCGCGGCAUUGGGCUCUUUCUUUCAGGAAAAAAGCAAAACCCUGCAGUCUGUCCAAAGACGCUGUAUAUAAGGGUCCAUUGACUAUAGAAUUUCAAUCGUCGUAGCAAAUACAUUGCUUUGUCUUUAGAGAUCAAUCCUUAUUUAGCUCCAGAAAAUUGGCAGAUGGGAUCAUUCUUCAGUGGGAAGCGGGGUUGAGCCCUGCAUCCUCUUUUGGUCAGGGCAAGUCACGAGUAUUGCGGUGCCUGAGGUGCCUGAGGUUGUUUUAAUGAUGGCUGACAUUGACUUCUUUCCAGACGAGUUUUGGCUCGCUAAACAAAUCCACUUUACCUACCCAACUUCAUCCGUGUGGAAGUUGACGACGAAAGUCGACAAAAAGAACACGCUUCAAACCCGCCAGCAAUUCAUGGAUAAUCGCUUAAAAUCCACUCCCUAUGGACACACAAGUUCGACUCGACGCGCAUCAACUUCUGUAUCAAG